Pelobates fuscus (common spadefoot toad) is the source of this 2762-nucleotide messenger RNA. RefSeq names its product oocyte zinc finger protein XlCOF7.1-like. NCBI's taxonomy places the organism in Eukaryota, Metazoa, Chordata, Amphibia, Anura, Pelobatidae. Gene Ontology annotation, biological process: regulation of transcription by RNA polymerase II. The transcript has 5 exons. Gene Ontology annotation, molecular function: RNA polymerase II cis-regulatory region sequence-specific DNA binding; DNA-binding transcription factor activity. The record is from RefSeq and is a predicted model, not a curated record. Bases 98 to 1897 code for a protein of 599 amino acids.
CUGAGAAGCCCCAUUACUGUGAGAUCGUGCAGAGGUAGUGGAUACAGUGCUGGGAAACACAGGGAGGAGCUGCCAGUCAGGCUGCCUGAUUGGAUUAAUGAUGACAAACACAAACAGGAAUCAGAUGACCGAGAGGUUCCUGGAUCUGACCCUGGAGGUCAACUACCUGCUGACUGGAGAGGAUUACAUUGUUGUGAAGAGAUCUGCCGAGCCUACAAUACAGAGAAGCAGUCCCUGUGUGUUUAGAGGAUCCUGCAAGACCCAGAGCUCCAGCCCGGUGUGUCCACCUCACUCACUGAUACAUGAGGGAAACAAUGAGCAGAACAUCCUGGAACUGACCAAUCAGAUCAUCCACCUGCUGACUGGAGAGGUUUGGAAGCAUUUAAAAGGGCAAAAGGAAACUUACAAGGAAGUGAUGAUGGAGAGUCACCACCCCCUCAUCUCCUUGGAUGGUUCCAUAAACAAAAAUAAAGCCAGUGAAUUUUACACUUCAGUUUCUUCUCCAAAUUAUAUAACAAAAGAUAAUAAAUGUAAAAUGAAUCAAAAAAUUAACUGUGCGGCAGUCAGUACACCAAGCAGUAAAUCGAGUCAUAAAACCACAGAAUCCGAGGAAGUAAAUCUCCGAGACAUUAAUACGCCCAUAGAACAUAUACAGACUGAAGAUCCAUCUACUCAUAUUAAGGAGGAAUCAGACUCGUAUGAGGAAGGGAAUCUCCCAGACACAGACAUUUAUACACCCACAGAAGAAAACCAAAUAGAAUAUUUAUCUAUUCAAAUUAAGGAAGAAUCCACUUCUUGGGAAGAAAUAAAUCUGGUUGAAUCUGCUCUUUAUACUACCAAGGUAGGUAUACAUACCGACUAUACAUCGAAGUGUGAAUCGGCAUCAAAUGAAAAACAUAUUCUGAUAAACACUGAUGUUUAUAGAGGCACAGAGCAUACACAGAGAGAAUAUCUACCUAAUCGUAUUAGGGAAGAAUCAGCCUCACGUGAAGCCAGCACUGUCACCAGCACCAACGUUUAUACACCCACAGGAGAUAAACAGAUGGACUAUACAUCAAAUUAUGAAUUGGCAUCCUACAAAGAAGGAAAUCUGGGAGACGCUGAUAUUUAUACACAGACAGAAUAUCCAUCUACUUUUAUUAAGGAGGAAUCAACGUCAUAUGAAGAUGUAAAUUUUACCAUCUUGGGCCUUCUUACCCCCACUUUUCAUACUGGAAUACAAAACAGAGGGAAUAGUAACUGCUUUGGUGGUACUAAGAUGUCAUCUACCAAUUCGGAGCUUGUUAAGCAUCAGAGUGUUUACAAAGGAAAUACAUUGACCAGUUCAGAUUACAUUGGACAUGAGUGUCAGAAUUCACAUUUUAUCCAACAUGGGAGAGUUAGAGAGAGAACUUUUUGUUGUUCUGAAUGUGGGAAAUGUUUCACUAAAAUGUCACAUCUUAAAAGACAUAUGAUGAUUCACACAGGAGAGAAGCCAUUUUCGUGUUCAGAAUGUGGGAAAUGUUUCAUUCAAAUGACAAGUCUUAAGUUGCAUCAGAGGAUUCACACAGGAGAGAAACCAUUUUCUUGUUCUGAAUGUGGGAAACGCUUCACUCAAAUGUCAGAGCUAAAGACACAUAUGAGGAUUCACACAGGAGAGAAACCAUAUUCAUGUUCAGAAUGUGGGAAAUGUUUUACUGACCAUUCAACUCAUAAGGCUCAUCAGAAGAUUCACACAGGAGAGAGGCCAUUUUCUUGUUCUGAAUGCGGUAAAUGCUUUGCUCGUACAUCAAAUCUUAAGACACAUCUGAGAAUUCACACUGGAGAGAGACCAUUUUCAUGUUCUGAAUGUGGGAAAUGUUUCCCACUUAUGACAAAUCUUAAGAAACAUAUGAUGAGUCACUCACUCAUGACAUAAACCAUUUUCUUGCUCUGAUAAAGGGAAAUGUUUCAUUUCUUUUCAGGUUUUGGUUCAUAUAAGGAAAUCCAUACAAGAAUUCAUUCUUUUGCUCAGAACAUAGAAUAGUUUUUUGUUUUUUUAUAAACCUAAGACUUCUUACAUGUCAGAGGAUUCACACAGGAUAGCAGUUUUUCAGGGUUAUUGAGAAAAGUGAGAAUUGAACUUCCAGAGACAUUGUAUGCACUAUACCCAUUUAUUCUGAUUGAAUUGGUUAGUAUCUGGAGUUCCCUGGCAAACUCUCUCCAUUCAGUGUAUCAGAAAAAAGUUUUUGAACAGUUUUACACUAGCAAAUAAUCCCUGGCAACCCGCAGCCCAGCCUUCACUAUAGUUAUGGCUGCUGCAGAGAUUGCACACUUCCUUCUAGCCAUACCAAUUCAUACCAGCAACGAGCACUGUGAUACGUUGAAAGGAGUCAGCUGACACACUCAGCCAAUUACAUUGCUGCUGAGGCUAAUGACUGCAGGCUGCCAGGGACUGUUUGAAAAUGGUUUAACACUGAAUGGAAGGAUGGUACUAGGGCACGCCAGACACUAUAACCCCUUCAAUGAGAUAAAGCAGUUAUAGUUCCUAUAGUAUCACUGUAAAUUCAAAGCAGCUGGACUGGAAAAAAAAAUUAAGUCCGCUAUACUUUUAGUUUGAUUGCUCUGGCCUUAAAUUUGAAAUUCACUUUGAAUUCUCCCUUUAGAAAAUAACCAUCUGUGUGUUCUUGAAUGUAUAGGAAGCCAAUGUGAAAAUGAAAAUAUUACCAAACUCUUAACAAAUAGAAACUAAUUAUCUUUACAUUUUUGGAAGUUACCAGUUAUGAUGAUUCAAAAAUGUUAGU